AUGCGGAUCGCGAUAUUUACUCUCUUUGGAGUCGCACUGGCUGAUACUUCAUCCUAUGUUCUGCUGAAGCAUACCAAUGGUAACACGGAGUCUGAUUACCCAGCAAGAUGCUACCCCGAUCCCUGCAAAGGAAUUACCUUCCAAAACAAGACUGCUGUGUGUGGUGAUCCACGCCUUGGCCCAAUCAAACUCCCUCAAUACUUCCCCCUUUCAACGGAAGUCGCAACAUAUCACCGCUUUGGCGACCUUUGCCCCUACGAGUUUCUCGCAAAGUACAGCUUGAACGUCUCAGAUCCGAACGCCUAUCUUAUCUACCCCGGCGCCAAUGGGUUCGCAAACACAACAAAUCAGACGGCCAUCUCUGGAAUUGCCACCUUGGAGGUAGGACGGAAAGUAGACCGAUUUGGUGAUCCAACCGGUACCUUCUUGGCUCCUCUUGGUGCACCUUACAUCGAGCGCGGCCUACCACCUAAGAACUUGUUCGCUCCGGAGAAUAGUAGUUUCCCCUACAACUACCAUGUGUAUCAAGUAAUGGAACCGAUUACUGUUGCCUUGGGACCUGUUGCGGGCUGGUUUGAGCAGCCGGGCCUCGGUACGCAGUUUGUCUUGCAAGGGAACCAGACCGUGGCGAGUUUGGUUGAUUCUCACAAGCUGAAGGUCUUGGAGAAGAGGGAGUACGAUGAGGCCGCAGAUUUUGCUGCAGAUUACUUGCCUUCUCCUCAAUAG
Penicillium subrubescens is the source of this 726-nucleotide messenger RNA. RefSeq names its product TNT domain-containing protein. The record is from RefSeq and is a predicted model, not a curated record. The coding region runs from base 1 to 726 and encodes 241 amino acids. Lineage: Eukaryota; Fungi; Ascomycota; Eurotiomycetes; Eurotiales; Aspergillaceae. The transcript is spliced from 2 exons.